GGGUACCUGCCAAAUUGCAUUUGCUAAACCAGGAGACCCAAGUUAAUCAGAUGAUUAAAAGUAUGGAUCUACUACUGCAAAGAAAUGUUGCCUGGAUUGCAAGUAGUUUCUGCCUUUUGGCUUCUUAUUUCUGGCACGCACUGUGGGCUGUGUUAAGCUGUAGAAGAAAAAGAAAGAUUCCUGCACCUGGAAAUACACAGGGAUGAAUACAGAUCAACCCUGAGAUAAAAGAUGAAGAGAGGAAGGUGGUGAAGAUUGCUGGAAAGGGUUCAUUUUAGAGGAAGGAAGAGGAACACAGAAGUUCCAGUUAUAUAAAGAAGUGUACUGCGAGGUGCAAAAUAGACACCGAAAGGAAUAAAAGGAAAUGAGCAACGUAUGAAAAGGUGGCGGAAGAAUAAGGAAGUUGUAGAUGAAAAUAAUGAGACCUUUGUGGGACAAAGGUAUUAAUUUCUUAUGAAGAUCUUAAGUCAUUAGGAAACAAAACAGGUAAAUAAUCAUUUUACUCUUUGACAUUCUGAAAAGUUGACUCCUGCUGUUUGUUUCUGAAUUGCUGCUAUCCUUUCAUCUGACUGGAGAUUUUAUUAUAGGGAUUUGAGCAUUUUUUUUUUUAAUAGAAGAGGAAGUCUAUAUGUUCAAAGGAAAACCAAAUCUUAUUCUAUUUUAUUCUUUUUCUGCUAGGAAAUGCAUCAUAAGAUGCUUACCGUUUUCACAGAGGAGCCGAUCACACAUUCCAACCCACUUUCGAGUAUAUUCACCUUCCUAAAGAAAAAAAAAACAACUCAGCUAUUCCCCCCCUUUUUUUUUUUUACCUCAAGAAAAAUGCUGACCACUUCUAGAAAACUGUACUGCUUUUCUGUAGAAUAUAUAUAUAUAUAUUUAUAUGCUAGAAAGAAGUCUAAGAGAGGGAUGCAAUAAUAAGCUUCAAGUAUGUAGGAGGCAUCCAGAAAGGAGAAGCGAAUAAAUGUUUCUCCUUGUGCAUACACAGGACAAGAAGAAAUCAGUUUCAGUGGCGCCAAGGGAAAUUUAAGUUAGGAAAACUUUCUAACAUAGAAAACCCAACACUGCAACACAUCGCUUAGAGAAAUAAUGGAAGUUUGAGCACUGGAGGUUUUUAAGAGGCUCAAUACGUGGGCCAGUCUCAUAUAUGAAGAACAUUAUGUGCUACACGCUGUCUUUUAGCUGCACGAAGAAAGCUGCUUUUCCUCCAGAUCUUCCCACUAUUUUAAUAAUAAAUGUGCAGGAUGAUUCAGUAUGGAUACAACUUGAAAUUCAUUAUGUUCUAUCAAUUCUUACCUGGAUUGUGUGAAAAUGCAUACAAUUAAUAUCUGUGUGAUUGAGGGAAGCUGUUUUCUCACGUUACCUUUUCUGAAAGCUAAGGUCAUGAUGGCAUGGUCUAAAUUAGCACUUGUAAGCCAUAGCUAAUUGUUCACGCUUCUUUUUCCUUAACAUAUACCUCAUGCAAACCUGAUUCUUGCCCAGACAUAGGUAUGGGAAUGUCAGAAAUACACAUUUUGCUUACACUUAGGAGCAAGCAAUGGUUGGAAUGGGGAGCAUGCAUCACGCAGGUGCUGCAGACUCCUGAAUGGCAGGGAUUUACAUUUUAUUUAUGAAGGAAGAGCAGAGGAGAGACACUCCAAGCUUCUGCGACAGUAAAAUAUCAACCCAGACAUGGGAGCUCAGGAGGUACGUUGUCUAGAACAGCUUACAGUUGAUGAGCAUGGUACUGUGCUCUCCAGAUAAAGUUCAGUAUAGCAUAUCCUGGCACGCAGCUUGGAGCCCAAAAAGUUGGAAUUCAACUCAAACAUUUCCACUUGUGCUCUUGUUUACAAUGGUUGAUGCCAGCUAACAUAAAUUUACGAGGUGCUCUGUCUGGGCCUUUAACAGUUAGAAAAUAUGAAGAACUGAGCUGAACUGAGCUAAACUGGACAGACUCAGGUUGAAAAGGAGGUUGGGGAGCAAAAUUUCUUAUAACAUGAGUCUGAUAAGAGAAAAAAAGGUCAAGCAGGGAAGUCAGCAUCUCAGCAGUAUGGUCAGAGGACCAAGAGCUGGUAAAAUCGAGUGUACCACUCAUUUAAGCAGGAAAAGGUUCUCAGGCUUUACUUGUACUGAUAAAUUAUCACUUAUGAAAUAUAUGUUAAAAAGCAAGUAUUAGCUCUUUUUGCUAAUUAGACUGUUCGGGUGUUUUGGACUAGCAGAAUUUCUUCUGAAGCGGUUUUUCUCUUAUACCUGUGAGAUUGAUACCCAAUCAAAAAGAUCAGAACCUGCUAUGAACUUGAUCUGGGCAUCUGUGAGCCUGAGGCUUGAGGUUCAGAAACACAAAGCUAACAGAUAAAUGUCUGUGAUAAUUUCCUAAUACUAGCCAGAUUUUUCAUAUUCAUGUGUACAGAGAAAAUAAAGCUGACCAUGGUGUGAGUUCAAGAGAGAAAGCAGAAGGGAGACUUUUAUUUCUCUAGCCUGCCUGGUCUUCACCUUUAACCCCUCUAUGAGUCAAACGGCUGAAGGGGAACCUACCUAUGUCUCUUGUUGACAAAUGUAAUGCUGAUGCUAUGCAUGAGGUUUUAUCUCAUCUCUUGCAGACGUGUUGUAUCGUGUCUGUAGGGAAGUUAAAAACAUGAAAGUCACAGGAACUGUCACUUAUCCACUGCUACUCCUCUUGCUUUUUCUUUCAAAUUUUAGAUGCUUCUGUACGAUAGACAUGCUGCUUUAAGGCUUUUCCCACACAACUUGAAAUAAACAAACACAGUGAGGGUUAUUUUGUUUGUUUUUUGUAUUUUUUUUUUUAAGUAAGUGCCGUUUAAAUCAUUUAAUUCAGCAUGAGCUGAGCAGCAGUUGUAUAGAAGAAACAAAACUCCUUGUGGUUGAUUACUAAAUACAAUGAUUUUAUCCCAGUUGAUCAGCACUAUGUUACACAAUGUGUUACUGUGUGUAAAAAUUCCCAGUGUUCGGUAUCAGCCUUUGGGUUGGUAUUGUCACCUCCACGAUGUAGAAACCUAAUACUAACAUUCCAAGGCACAAUAUUUAGGUACUCAGGUGGUAAACUGUGUCACUUUCAUAACUAGUGGAAUUGUUUUCUUUUUAGUUUUUCAUUUGGGUACGUAUUUUUUUUGUUUUCCAUUCAGGAAGGGUUACUAUUACUGCAGUUUGUGCCCUUAAUCUCCUGCAGCCAUUUUUGCAGUUUCAGUGCUGUGCAAGUUCAAAUGAUUGACUGUUGCCACAGUGAUACUGAGAGCUGAGGAAGAAGGACAUGGAUGAGGAAAUAUCCAGUCAAGUUAGUAUCACUUCUUCUUUUUUCCUCAGGAGAGAGAACUGAGGAACUUCAGAACUCAGAAUCAUUUGACAGAUAGGCUUUCCAGCCAUCAAACCAGUGUUCCUGAAGUCUGGUACCUGAGGUAGCAGGGAUAUAGCCAUCCUCCUGUGUAGACACUGUGUAGGCACUGUGGAAACUGCUUUUGCAAUUCUACAUCCAGUGUUCUGGCUCAGAGGGUAGAUUUAUGUUCAUUUAUAUGGACUGUUUAGAAUAACAAGAAUAAAAAUGUGACAGAAACAUUUUUCUGGGGCUAAGUGAAAACUCAGUGUAGCCAGUGAGCUCAAAGCUCACUAAUGGAACAGGCCAUGGAUAGUUGAACAUAAGGAAAACAGGAAGAAACCAUUGUAAUAAACUCAGUCAUCACUAAAACUUGUAAGAGGAGAAUAAAAUAUCUGUUUUACAGGCUAAUUUCAUGUGCUAGCAAUAUAUAUCAUCACUAGGAGAUCAUUUAAAUUAUAGGGAAAAUAUUAAGGUAUUCUGCUAUUAAAAUAUCUCAGAUUAUUCAUGUAUACUGUUGUUGAAUUUUAUCAAGUGGUUGUGCUAAUGAUGCACACUGCGAAGAAAGGAAUGUGCAAAUACUUUAAAUAAUACUAUUUUUUAUAGAAGACAUUGCCUGAAAUAACCAACUCUCACGGAACUCCUGAAAGAUAUCUGAACAUGAAAGAGUAUCUCCAGUUUGCAGAGCAAGAGGCAGCAAUCAGAUUCCCAGUUCUGAAGGACUUAUUGGCAACACCUUCCUGGACCAAGGAAGCAAACUGCUGUUAAAUUUCUUCCAUUUGUUCCUCUUCUAACCUCUCCACAGCACUGCUCUCUCCUAACUCAUGUCAGCUUCAGACAGAGCUCUGGGUAGGUUUGUAGUGAAGCAUUUUAAUAGCUGGUUUCCUGCAUUUGAAAAGUGCCUGGCAUUUUUUCAUGUCGUGGCAUAAUAUUAAAUCAGUAGGACUUUACGGAAGAUACCUGAUAAUAGGAUUUUGCCUCACAGAGCUUAAAAUUUUUAUUAGAAUUUAUAGUAUUGGUUUGAGGUAUUUCACAUAACGUUUCCCUGGGCAACUGUUAGAAGAGAUUUAAAUGUUUAACAUAUGUGGCUGUGCGCAGUAAUGUAACACAUGAUUUUGCCAUUACUAUCCGCGUGUCCUUUUUUUUAUCAUUUCCUUGCUGUUACUACAUAAUGUUCCUUUUGGAGAGGAUCCCUGUGGCUGACAGGCUUUCCCUAUGAAACCCCCUGAGCAGGAGCCCUAGCUGGGUGGCAAGGCACAACAAACCUUUAACCUCAUGCUUGUGCAGGGCAGUGGGGGCCGAGGGAAGCUUGCAGUGAGCUUCUGAGCUGGCACUUCACACAAGAUAAAUGGCUCCGCAAACCUGGCCAUUUUACAGGCAUGCAAACACCUCUCCUGGAAUUCUGUGUCUAACGGGCUUCUGCAGAUGUGAAACUGUCAGGAGGGUUUAGUUUAUCUUUCUAACAGAGACGAACGGAAAAAGGCAAAGGGAUUUAAACAUAACUGCUCUCUGCAGGAGCCUCCACGAUCCUCUUUGCUUCAAUCUUCUUUUUCUUUUUAACUGCUGUUCUGUAUAUUAUUCUUUCCAUGAAAUAGGGACCCCUAAACUCCAUGUCAUUUUCUUCCCCCCCGUCCUGUUUCCUAUUUUAAAAUCAUCUAACCUUCUCAACCCACUCAACGAACGUGCUACGCACAAUGACACGUGGUGGUCACCUCUUGGUAAUGUCUGUUAUGUAAAGAAGGGAUUUUGAUCCACGCUUCAGCGUCAUGCAUGGACGCAGUUCACCUUUCAGUCACAGUAACACGCUGCUCCCAGGAGGUGACAAAUGUACCUAGGGACUUCUUUCCUUUAUUAACCUGUGGUAACCUGAGAACAAGCUCCUGAAUUAGCUUAUCAACACUGGCUGCAUACUGAUUCAUAAAUGACUGUGAGAAAAUACUUUUUAAAACGUCAGCUGUGAUUGACUGUAAAAGGCACUCAGAAAUAAGGAGAAGAUCUUUCAUGUCCUUCAGUUUGUGAACAGAACCAAUUUUUACAGACUAUUUGAUGCAUUAGAUAUUCAGAACUCACUGCAUGCUUUAGCAAGUUAUCCCUCACACUUGCCAUUUAAAGGACGGAUAAACUGAGGCUGGUUCACUGGAGUCACAAAAGAAGCUCUUGAUCCUCUGAAUAGGGCAACAGUCUGUCUGUUUUCCAACAGCUGACCUUACCUGUUGCAUUCUGUGAGAGGUACUGCACAAGUGCAGGCUGUCCUAUGUAUGGUCAACCUAUGACAGCCAUAUGUCUAAGGCGAUCUUUUCCUUGUAUCUCAAAAGCAGCCUUUUUCCAUCGAAGUGAUCCAUGCUGAUGUGUUUUUAGCUCAUGUGGAAUAGGAUUGACUUGAAAUGAAAAGCUCUGGUUCUAAUAUUUACUUUUUAAAAUCUGCUUUUGUUUUUCUAACUAAUGUGAGAAAUGUCCAGCAGUUCAGACUUACCCUAUUCCUGAUCAGACUGAUUCUUUUUUGCCCAAUCUCAUCCUUCUGAAAAUAAUGAAAGCCUUUUGCAAAAGCAAAAAUUAAGCAGACUGUCUGAGUAAGGAAUACUAACCCCUGCUUUUGUGAUGUAUACUGACAGACAAACAAAGUAAAGAACAGCCUAUCAAUUUUUGGAAUUUUGUAUGAACAGGUCAUAGUAAAAUGUAAGAGCCUCUUAAUUUGUGGCAAGGUAGUCUGGUCUCUGUAAACACAGAUAAAAAUUAAGAUUUUGGAUAUGAUGGAAUUGCUUGUGUGUAGAGAGCUAGAUAUGUUGUAGCUGAAAUAUAAAGCAGAGGAAAAGGCUCUCGUUUUUUUUUUUAUUAUUAUUAUUUUUCCCAAAAAUCUGCGUGCAGCAUCUCCUUCUUUUACUUUCCUUAUUGUAUUUUUUUUUACAACCCCAUCAACUUCCUGCUGGCAUAAGAUGCUUCUCGAGCAAUAGAGGCUUUCAUCUGAAAAUCUCUUCUUAAGACGCAGCAAUUUCAAGCAGUCAUGCUUAAGGGCCCUGUAAGGUCCCUUGUUCCCUUCAGAGCAAGGAUCAUGUUACAUGUUAGGCUUCACUACUGCCAAAGUGUCUCUUCUUCUCAUGUGUCAUGUAGCCUUUUUGCUGACAAAUUCGUUUGGAGUGCAAAUAGUUCUGUCCCUGCUAGGGUUGAUGUCACGGAACCGAGUGCAUUUAGGAUGCUCAUCUCUCUAUUUGCUUCAUUUGGAAACAGAUAUAUGUAUAUACAUUAAUAAUGGAUUCAAGGCGCUUUUCUUCCUAAGUAAUUUGGGUGUCUCUUUCCUCUGUUUUAGUCAAAUGUGGGAGAGUAGUUACUUAAUUAGUUGAGUUGGAGUCGAUAAAGUAGGCGGUAUACCAGUGCAGUCUGGAUGGAAAGCCUUUGCAACUGAUAUCGUCCUCAAGCAGCUGAGCAUCAGAGCGUUUCCUCCCCCAGCCAAAACUUGCAAAAUGACCACAUCCAGCAGGCAAAGCUCUUCUACAUCUAUGGUCAACAACUUGGCAAAAAUGUUUGAUCCAAAUGCUUUGCAAAACCAGGGGCCUGAUAAUACAAUGGAGCCCCUGAAGAUUCGUCGUGUUGUAAGCAGUGAUGUCAGCACUGAAAGUUUUAAUGUCAUGGAUAUGAAGUUUGCCUUCCUUGAACAGAAAAUUGAUAAGCUGUUGAUGCUGCAAGACAACGUGCUUAAGAAACUGAACAGCGUUUCACAAGAAAUCUAUUGCAUUGAAAAAGAUAUUGAGAUUGUAAAAGCAGAGACAUCUGAGCCUGGAUUGAAGAUGGAAAGAAACAAAAAUCUGAGAAAUAAUCAGAUGAAGAGGCUUUGCCUUAAAAUGAAAAAAUCUCUUUCUGAUAUAAACAGGAAUGCAGAGCAGCAAGUUAAAAGACUAGAUGGACUGGAACAAAGCGUUUCUGCAAUACAGAAGCUUGUAGGGCCUCUCGCUGAGAAGGUUAAAGCAUUAAUAAUUCAUCAUUCAAGUGGAAAACAUCAUAUUCUAAAACGUAAGCUUCGCAAGGCAGGUGAUUAUACAAAAGCAGCUGGACGUGGUUUUGGAAUGCAGAUUUUCUCAGAGACGACAGCUGAUGCUCUGCUCAAGACGAGGAGUGAAAAGGUCGUGAAAGAAAAGUUGCAUUUGAGUGAGACGGGAACAAAUUCUACACAAGAGGAGGAACCACCAGAUUCAGCAGAGGGGGUCAUCCAGAACAGCCAGUCCUGUUGUCAUGAAGAAGAAGUUGAUAAGCUCAACAAGGAAAAUGCUGAGAGGGAAAGUACUGUUCUGCUACAAACAGAUUCUCCUGAAUUUCAUUCUGAAGAAACAGAGGAGAAAGAAGAAAUAGCUUUUGAAAGUUGUUAUAGGAGAAGCUCUGUACAGCAAGAAGAUGAUGCUGUUUAUGAUGCUUGUCAAAGGAUAACUGGGCAGGAGAUAGAGAGGGAGUCUCCAGCAGAUGAGGAGACGAAGGAGGAACAUCAGGUGCCUGGAGCUGAAGAACAAGAAGAGAGGAUGAAUGAAGGGGAGGGAGUUGAUAGUAAAAAUGAAAAAGAGGAUGAGGAACCAUCAGCACCUUCCCAAAAUGAAGAUGAGGCAGGACAAAGCCAUGAUCAAGAGGCACCGGAGGGAAUGUGUAAAGGCUGUGGAAAAGAUGAUACUUCUCCACCAGCACCAUUUGAUCACCGGAUUGUUUCAGCCAAAAGGGUGGGCAUCAGCAGUUAUUAUAAUGUCAACAGGAAUGAAAUCUUGGGAGGAGGACGAUUUGGUCAGGUACACAAAUGUGAAGAGAAAGCAACAGGUCUCAAGCUAGCAGCCAAAAUUAUAAAAGCCAGAGGAGAUAAAGAGAAGAAUGAAGUAAAGAAUGAAAUCAGUGUCAUGAACCAGUUGAAUCAUGUGAACCUUAUCCAGCUGUACGAUGCCUUUGAGUCAAAAAAUGACAUUGUCCUAGUCAUGGAAUAUGUGGAAGGAGGUGAAUUAUUUGACCGAAUUAUUGACGAGAAUUGCAAUUUGACAGAGAUGGAUACUAUCUCAUUCAUAAAACAGAUCUGCGAGGGAAUUCAGUACAUGCACCAAAUGUACAUUCUUCAUUUGGAUCUAAAGCCUGAGAAUAUCCUGUGUGUGAACCGAUCUGCAAAUCAAAUAAAAAUUAUUGAUUUUGGACUGGCAAGAAGAUAUAAACCCCGGGAAAAACUUCGAGUAAACUUUGGGACUCCUGAAUUUCUUGCUCCUGAAGUUGUGAAUUAUGAAUUUGUCUCCUUUCCCACAGACAUGUGGAGUGUAGGAGUCAUUGCUUACAUGCUCCUCAGUGGAUUGUCUCCUUUUUUGGGUGAGGAUGACAACGAGACCCUCAACAAUAUCCUGGCCUGCAGCUGGGAUUUUGAAGAUGAGGAGUUUCAAGGUGUUUCUGAGCAGGCCAAAGAUUUCAUCUCAAAGCUUCUCAUCAAGGAAAAAUGCUGGAGAAUAAGUGCAACUGCUGCCUUAAAACACCCAUGGUUAUCAGACCACAAGCUCCACUGCAGGCUCCAGAAGAAGGUUAAAGGUGACAGUGAGUCCCAGGCACCUUCAGAUCCGUAAUCUCUGAAAGAGCUGCAAAACAGAAGAAAAGCUGCUGUGUGGUUACUGCUGCUAAGAGAUUGGAAAAUAUCAGCAGUCUUGGUGCUUUACCUCCCUGCCAUGACUGAGUCUUUUACUAAAUGGACCAACAGCGCUUUCGCUGCAGGAUAAGUCCCAGAAUCUCUGAGCUGCUGCUUCUCUAUUCAGCUUUCAAAAGAAGGAGAGUAUUUUUCCAGUUUGAGUUGUUUCUUCUGGAGCGCCAUGUUCUCCAUGUCCAGGAGUGCCACAUUUGCUUGGUUUCAUAACAGUGCUUUUUUUCUAUUUUGUCCUCCACUCUCAUUUAAUUAUCAAAAGCCCCUUAAGGUUCAAAUUACCAGGUUAAGUUGUCUGUUUUUCGUCAGCCAGAUGAGAAACACCUGGCACUUUGUUAUCUGUGUAGGCAGGGCUGAUUUGACACUGGAACCAAAUCAUAAAAAAACACAUACACACACACAAAAAAACCCCAACCAAAACCAAAUCAAAACAAAAGUCAAUUUAAAACUGCACAAUGUAGAAGAUUUGAAGUUUGUUUUUCCUGUCACACUAAAAUGAGCUAAGGAUUCACUCAACUGAAGUUAGAGCCAUGAUAAUUUAAUACCAAUAAAAGUGAGAAUUGAGGCUUUCCUUGCAGGUAGGUGAAUUUGCUACAACCAUAAUACAUUUUAUGAUUUUUUAGCCUGGUGAAUUACUGUUCAUUUUAAAUACACUUGGAUUAAUUCCAUGAGAAAGAAAAGAAGGCACUAUUCAGUCAUGCCUAAGCAGACUCUCUUCUCCUCUGUGCAGGUAUAACUCAGAGUUAUUUUAACUGAGGGUGACUUUACACCAGCUACUUUCCUUAUUGCUAAGAACUGAUUAAGACUAUUGGCAAAGAGGAGAGUCAGCCUGCUCAUUAUAACCUCUGUUUUUCUAAAGAUGUCUUUUCUUUCUCUUUAUCUUACUCCCAAGCCUUUCUAAGUAAGGAAAAGACUGGGAGUCAGAACAGUUGAAUUCUGAUACUGUUUGAAUACGGUUCUUUAUUAAGUGAACCUGAGUCUUACUUGCCUAGGCUGUGAGGUUACAGUAAUGAGACUUAUUCCCUGCUGUAUAUGGCUUUCUGACCGCUUGGUUUCAGAACUACACACAUAGCAAGUAUUUUGUUCCAUGAUGCUGACAUAUUGCAGUGCCUUUAGUUUUUCUUUGAUUAAUCCAGUUCUGCUCAAACUACAGAUUGACAUAGUUAUCUCUAUAUAUUUAUCUAUACAUUUCAUGCACGUUUAUAUUUAUGUCUUUUAUUAAAGGGGAUCAAUGUGAAGACAAAACCGAAUAGCAUUAUUCAUUACAACCCAAUGAAUUAUUUUCAUACCUUUGUCCUUUCUGAAUAGCACUCAUAGAUGAAAUAAAAGGGGCCCAUUAAUGGGACAUUGUGGCCAUGACAUUAUCUACAGCCAGUUUGAUCCAAUGUUUUAAAGCCAUUGUGGUAGAUCUAUUAAGACUGCUUCUGUAAACCAAUAGAGGGCUUCUUACAGCUGUGAAAUCUGAGAAAUACUGAUGUGUUGUAAUAGCUGUGAAUAGAUGAGAACCAUUACUACAAUCACACAGUGAUUUGCCAUGUAACUGUGAUACCAUGUAGAGCACUGCCACCUUAAAAUCCUUAUCUGUUGUCUUAAAUGAAGUAAGCUUUGACUAGCAGAAAUAGAAGUUUCUCUGGGAAAGCUGCUCCUGAGCAACCUCAAAGCAAGAAAACCAGAAUAUUACCUUUAAGUAGAAACUAGGCUGCCUAUCUUUAGUCACCAUUCACGUUUCCCUGCACAAAAGAAACAGAAAACCUACCCUUCUGUUAGGGCUGGAUUUCCUACUCCUAUCUGACUACCUUCUAAACACUGUUAGCUUUUUGAACAGUAAAAAAGUUAAUGAUUAGUCUCAAAUACAGCUGGAUAACUUUGGAAUGACAAGAUCUCAUUGCACAUUUUACUGCCAGUAUUGUAGAUUUGGGGUUUUCUUUUUCCUGUGGUAGACAUUUACAUGAGUAUGAAUAAAUUGCAUGUCAUUUUGAAUCUUAUUAACUGUACUAAAACAACAGUGUGACUACAGGCUUAUCUGCUUUCUUGCUCAGUUGAAUUAAGAGAAUGUAUCACUUGUGGAUCUGUACAAAUGAGUCAUGAUUCAGACCUUCAUGCCAUAAAGAUCAGCCAAUGUUAGAGUGCAGUGUGCUGAGUUGGCCACUGAUACUCCGGAUGAUUACUGAGGAACAUGGCCUUUGUUACACACAUCCACUGAGUCCAGCUGUACAGCUCUCUGUCAGAAAUACACAUGUGAAUUACUAGGAUGGAUGGAAGAGCUUUUCAACUAUAUAUCAACAAUAUUUCAACUGUUUUGAGAGGGAAGACCCUUUCAAAAGGCAAGAGUUGAGGAGGGGAUACUUCUCUACUUCCUUGCUUGUGCAACUGGGCAGGGUGCUAAAAUCUUCAAGGAUUUAUCUUUCAAUCUUACUAACAUGGAUAAUGAUGGUUGUAUUCUUGAGUCUUAUCUAUAAGCUGCCCAACGUUUCAUCCUUGGAACGGCUGCUGUAGCAAAGGAUGAAUGGGACAGCUGGAGGAGGAUUGCCUGAGCGAGUGCCUGCAGUGAUUGAAGGCACUAUUUGGUUCCUGGCACAAGCACAGACCUACACAUGUCCAGCUGAGGGGAAAAGCCCUGAGCAUACUUCUUGCUACUGCCUCAAAAUCUCUAGAUCGGCAGCACUGAAUCAAAAGGGAGACAUGCCCAUUACUAAAACCAUUGUUGCUAUUAUGGAUGCAAAAAAUUACACUGCAUAAUUAUCACUAUAGCAGUGUGCUUGUGAUAAAUGCUCGUUCGUAUCUUUGCUGGCUGCUGCAGUUUUAGUCAAAUAAUACUUGACACAGCUUCAUUUUACUGCCUUUCUAAUUUUGUCUCAUUGCACUCUGAGCAGCAUGCUGUUCUGUGUUUGUUGUUGUUUUCCUUAAAUACAUUUUAAAAUAACACUAUUAUAUUAAGUUAUUGUUUUGACACAGCAUUAUUUAUUUUCUACUAGGUAGUAAGUCAUUCGGGUUCUAUUAAUUCAACAGCAUCUAUGUGAGUUUGCUUAUUGAUCAUUUUUUUGUUGCAUGUUGGUUUAAGAGACUUUAUUUGGAAACUGUGAAUUACUGUGCUUGAGAGCUGGUUUGGGUGUGAAGGGCACUUUAUUAGCUGUGGUUACUCCAUUUAGACUUAUAUCCGCAGACAGUCAGAGAUGGCUGCAGGUACUACAAGAAUCACCAGGGAACAGAAUGAUAUAGCAACAUCACUGGUGGUAGCAGGGAUAAAGUGUCAAGAUGCAGCAUUUGCUCUAUGUACACCAUUGUAUUUUUCCAGACAUAUACAUUUUAAAGGCGAUAUCACUGGAGCACAGGGAUUUAUACCAGGUGAUGGCUUGACCUCCAAGUUUGCAUACAAACUCCCUGGUAGAAUGCACAAAGAAAAAGAGCUUUCCAUUCACAUAGGCAACUUCAAUAAUAAUAUUGUAUAAUGAGUGCUUUGCAGUGAUGACUUGGGGGAAUUCACUGGAAGUUGAAAUAUUUUCCCAGGGUCUUGGGGAAAACUCAACUUGGGAAAGCAAAAUUUCAUUUGCCUGAUAUAUUUAAGAAUUAGGAUGCUGUUAUUCCUACUUAUGUACAUACAGCAGAGAAACUGAGCUAGAUAAAAUCUCAGUUUUACCAAGGAUACACUAGAGUAGUCUCACAUUAUCAUCAGUUACUAACAAGGUUAUUUGUUAUAUAUAUAUGCCACUACAUGCUAUUGGCUUUCCAUCUCUUUUUAUACACUGAACAACCUGUAGGCUAUGAAACUGGUAAAAACCUAUAUGACAGAAAUAUUUCCCUACUAUCAUAUCCAUAUUUGUGAGAACCUGAAGUCAGCCACUCCUGAGUACCCUCAUAGAGUACACAGUUGGCAACCUGUGAUAAUCUGGUCUGGAGACAACAACAGAAGCUACUUCUUAAUUCCUUUUCAUGUUCCUUCCACUGUCAGAGUCUGAAUGAAGUUAAAGCCUAAGCUAAACUCUUCCAUAACUUGAUUCCUACCAGGAAUAACAGUGCAGCUCUACAGAAUUAAACAAGGAAAAUAUUUGGUCCACAUUUUGAGAUGCAAGUAGAACAGGAGCUCAGUUUAAUCUUCCACCCUCUCCAAAAAAAAAACCCAUAACACCUAAAUUGCCCUGGUCUUGACCAGUUAAAAUAAAGAGAAACUUAAUUUCUUAACAGUUGAAGAAGUUCCGUGAAAAUACCUUUUUCUGCUGUGGUUAAAUUACUGCAGGAAGGGUCAAGAUAUUUUAGCAUCUUUGGUUUUAUGCUGACACUAUGAAUUACGAGCAGUCUCUUUCAAUAAAAAAAUGUCUCACCGGGAGAUGUUCUGCUCUUCUCCACCAAUAGGGAUCUGAAAACAUCCCAUCCCCUUCACCUGGCCCUACCAGUGAGCAGGGCACCUUCCUGCUGGUGAACUCUUAAUAUGAGAUAAGAAUUGUAGUUCUGCUUAGUGCCAAAGACACAGAGGUGAUGAAUGAGCACUGAUGCUCCAAACUCUUUCCUGCUUUCCAGGAGGAUGCUGCAUCUUCACAUACUACUUUUAUCAUCACCGAAAUAUACUUGUCCUCAUGUCUUGUAUGAAUAAAACUAAACACUGCAUGAAUCCAUUUAGGGACAUUAGAUUCUUUCACCUUCUGUGAAGGCUUAAUAGCUGAACAACUAACUACCUGUUUAAAGUAUAAGUUGAAGACUGGUAGAGGUAAUGCUUUGUAAAUAUGUUUUUAGCCAUGUCAGUAGAGUUAGCAAGCACAUUCUGGUGUGGCAGAACUAAUGUUUGUGUACCCCACAGCAACUUUCCUUAGAAGACAGGCAUAUGAGAACUAAAUCUCAAAGCAUGUGGAUUUUCAUGCCAUCUUCCAUAUCUGGUUUUGUAGAUUAACUCAUGUUUCUCUGGUACAUGUUCUUUCGGGAAAACAUAAGGCGAUCUUGUAAACAGACAACAAGAAUAAAUGCUGAUUUUGUUUACUCUA
This is a messenger RNA of Gallus gallus (chicken), 13915 nucleotides long. RefSeq names its product myosin light chain kinase family member 4 (gene MYLK4). Lineage: Eukaryota; Metazoa; Chordata; Aves; Galliformes; Phasianidae. Gene Ontology annotation, cellular component: nucleus; cytoplasm. Gene Ontology annotation, biological process: intracellular signal transduction; protein phosphorylation; positive regulation of apoptotic process. The transcript has 15 exons. The record is from RefSeq and is a predicted model, not a curated record. Gene Ontology annotation, molecular function: ATP binding; protein serine/threonine kinase activity. The coding region runs from base 6763 to 8871 and encodes 702 amino acids.